ACACAGGGAAUCCAGGACAGAUGAACCCCUCAAGACCAGUGGGACGUGAGUUCCGUUCCAGACCUAAGGACCAUAGUCUUGGGGCUCCCACUCGUCUCGAGCUGACCGAGUUGCUGAAGAAGGAAACAAGCAUCCCAAAGGCCCACGUCCUAAAGAAGGACUCCAAUCAACCAGCAGACGUGUCACUCUCUUAGGACUGCACUCGGCCUGUAAGGACUCUGACUAUUCCUUUCAAUCACCAACCCUUUGCCGGGCUUGGUGAAAUCACUGAGUUCAAAAGGCUCCUCUGUUUCCCAGGCCCAAUUAGGGCGACGAAGACCACGCUGUUCCAGGGACUUUAACCCAGGAAGCGAAACCGUUUUUGCAAAUCCAUGCUACAGAGAUUGGUCUUGGCUGAGGUGGCAAAGGACUAGACCACUCAUGUCUGUUGGCUCAGAGAAGACCUGGAACGCCUUUUGAAAGCCUGCUUCACUGGAAGUCCCUGCAAAACUGAUGGUUAAGUUGGGCUGCUAACCACAGGAUAGGUCAAACCCACCAGCCACUCCCUAGAGGGGGAUGAAGUAUUUCUCCUACGGGUUGACAGUCUCAGAAACCCCUGAGGAAAACUAAAGAGAUGUCGGUGGAGAUCCUUUAAGGGCACUAUCUUCACUUCACUCAACACCUGUCUACCCUCUAGCCCAGUGGCCUGGAACGUGCAGACUCUCUGGCCUGAUAAGGCCCAAAAUAUCAUCUAUACCGGCUUAAAUCACACAUCUCACCGAAAAGAAGCAGUUCCAGCCCUUACAUUAAGGGGCCCCAUUUUAUACAACAAUGCAGCGAGCUUUAGAAGAAAAUUUGGGCCGCAUGGGCGCUCUCAUUGAAAGUGCCCAACAAAGAUCCCCUAAAAGAAAAUGCAUUUAUAGUGAAAAAAAAUCAAUAUUUCAAAAACUUUAUGACUUGUAUGUAGAAGAAUAUGAAGAAGAGCCACAGAGUGCACACGAGUUAAGAAGAAACCUAAAACUGAUAGAGAAACUGGUUAUGCGAGAGGACUUGGCCCGUUUAGUGGUCAAUCUGCACCCUGUGAAUGAGGGCUAUUCUCUGGUGCUCAUGGGAGAAAUUGGGUACGAAUCUGAAACCAUCGAGCUGCCAUAUGAAGAGAGAGAGCUGCUGGAAUAUCUGGAUGUAGCCGAAUUGCCUCCCAUUUUGGUUGAGCGCUUGGAAACAUCUCAGGUGAAUGUUUUUUACUCCGGAUGUAUCUUCACAGAAAUCCGGGACUACGGGGAAUACAGGAAUAUGCCAACAUGUACCUUCCAAACUAGAUGUGUUCUCCUAUGUCCAACAAAGCAGACUUUAGCCUGUGAUGUUCACGACAACCCUGAAAAGCCUCUGGAAAACCACUGGGUGUUUGAGAGCCAACAGCAAUUAGCUAGCCUUCGUCUUCAUCCUUCUGAAGCUGUAUCCUGCACUAACGGUCUUCCCUCGGUCAAGCCAAGGAUGAAGAGUUACCCAAUGAAACGGUAUUUCAGGAAGGGUUAUAGGCCCUCCCUGCACCAGCGCCAGGAGUCGGGGUGGACUCAUUGUCUAUCGCCACCUCAGGUAAGGUCACUCACUUCUUCACAAACCGACAUGGGAAACAAAGCUGGUCAACACUAUGGCCAGAAAAUUUUUAAAGCAGAAGACGAUGUGGAGAUGUGGAAACAAAGUCCCUAUCAUCUGGCCACACCAUCGGGGAAGUAUGGCACCUCACGACCAACUGCCAACGACUCUUAUCAAGUGAAUGAUCGCUACUCACGUCAUUUUGAAGCCCCUAAUCAGCAUCAGAAAUUAAGGCUGAGUGUCAUGGAGUCAUCGAAAGACCCACUUCUCUCUAAGACUUUACACCCUUGUGAGAUACCUGCAUCCCACUUUGACACAGACUGUCUCUUAGAUUGGUACAUGAAUGAAGAAAAGUUUGCUGCUGCUGCGUACCAGGACUUAUUCCGGAAGGAAGCCAGAUGUCCAGACAGAAUGUCACAUAGUGCCAGUGGCUUGGCAAGUCCAGGUCAGCUUUCUCCAAGAAAAGAAAUAGAAACACCUCAGAAAGUAUCUGUUCGGGUUUUGCAAAAGCAUUCACCUCUAUUCAUCAAAGUUCCUUCAACCUCGGGAAAUCACUCUGUGGCUAACUCCUCUACGCCAGAGCAGGCCAGUGCCAUUCUUAAACCUGCAACUCCUUCUCCUGCCUCUAAACUACCAGUUCCUUCUCCGAAGCCAUCUGUAGACUUUGGUCAAGUGAGCCCACAUUCUGCAUGGGCCCCAUCACCUGCCAGCUCGUCACGAAUGGACACAACCACAGUAGGCCUGACAAGCACUGGUGGACCCAGCUCUGCCAAUGCCAACUGCCCUGUUCCUGCAGCACAGAUUUCAGCCAGGUACCCAUACUCUGUGCAUGACUACUGUCGCCGCCCUGGUGGCCAAACUCCGGCAGAAAUAAAUCAGAAUGACUGUGUCCCGUCGAAAGUUCCCCCCCCAACUGCAGUGCCAGGCGCAGUGAAGGCGGCUCCUCGAGCAUGUGUUUUGCAAAGGACCUCCAUUGUGAAGCCUUUGACGGUCCUCAGUCUCCCAAAUGGUCAUUUCAUUAUGAUCUCGCAGCAACAGCAGCAGGUCUCUCGCAUUAUUAUCCGGAAUCCUUCCACUGCUUCGAACCAGCCAGGAGCACAACCUUCUAUCAGCCAAGUACAGAAUUCUAAUCAGCAAUCUGUCACUGUCACCAGAGUAGAACGUCUUGUGCCACUCCGGGUAGUCGUGAUGUCUUCGAAGAUACCAGAGCAAAGUGUGCCUCAGAAGAGACCCCAGCCCCUCUCUGCCUCACCACAGCAGGAGUCACCAGCCAAGCAGAUAAAAUUGUCGGAUCCUGGAAUGCUUGAGAUGGAGGAGGCCAAGCAGGUCAGGAAGUAAAACAGAGGGAGGUACACCAGCCACUCCCCAAUUGUGAGCCUUCCAGUAUUGUUCCCCUCUGGUUUAGAAACACUAGAGCAACAAACUGAAGGAUUCUGAGAUUUUGCUUCAUUUUUAAUGUGCUAGUAGUUUUCUAUUUCUAGUUGUGCACCUUUUAUACAAGUCACACUCUACGGUUGGAGCUUCUGCAACCGUGAAAACAGGUACAUGUUGUUGGAAUUGAACAAUUAUUAGUAAGCUUUAUAUUUAGAGCAGUUUCAGGUUCAUAUAAACCUGAGUAGGUAGUACAGAAAGUUCUCAAAGAGCCUUUCCCCGGUUUAUAGUUUGAUGUUAAUAACAUUUUCUACUUCUGUAGCAUAUUUGUUGUAAUUAAUGGAACAAUAUCGAUGCAUUAUUAUGAUUUAAAAGAGUCCAUUUUUUUAUAUUGGGGUUCACUCUUUGAAUUUUACAAUUUUAUUGUCUUAGAGAAAUGAAGCAAGUCAAACAUCCCCCAUUACAGUAUCAUACAGAAUAGUUUCACAGCCCUAAAGCCCUCUGUGCCCCAUCUGUCCAUCCCUUGCCCUCCCCGCAAUCCCUAACAACUCAAGUUUUGCCUUUUUCAAAAUGUCUCAUAGUUAGAAUCAUACAGUGUGUAUAUUUUUUAGACUAGCUUUAUACUUGGCAAUAUGCAUUUUAAGACGUCUCCAUAUCUUCUUGUGGCUUGUUAGCUAAGUUUCUUUUAUUGUUGAUAAAUGCAUUGUAUGAGAAAGUACACAGUUUAUUUUCCCAUUCACCCUUUGAAAGACAUCUUUGUUGCCCCCAGCUUUGGGAAAUUAUUAAUUAAGCUGCUAUAAAUGCCAUAUGCAGGCUUUUUGUGUGGAUGUAAGUUUUCAACUUAUUUACAUGACUAUUUAAGAGUUGGGUUGCUAGACCGUAUAGAAAGCCUCUGUUUGUCUUUGUAAGAAACUGCCAGACUGUCUUCCAGAGGGGCUGCAGCAUUUUACACUCCUCCCAGCAACUAGCAGAGUUCCUGUUGCUCCAUAUCUUCGCCAGAGUAUGGUGGUGUCAGUGUUUUGGAGUUUCAUCAGUCUGAUAAGUGUGUCGUGGUGUCAUGUUUGUUCUAAUUUGAAAGUAGUUUCACUAUUUAUACUGUAUAUGGGAAUGACCUAAGCUAUACUACAACUAUCUUUCAGAAGAAUAGAGUUUAAUAUUGGGGUGUUUUAGUAUAAAAAUUAAUUUUAUUAUACUUAUUACAUUAGUCACAAAUGUACCAUCUUUGCAAGUCUGUUUUGGGAAAAAAUAAACUUUUAAAUCUGCAGAAAAAUGCUGGCAACACGCAGAUUGAGGUACAUCAAAGACCUCCAAUUGUGUGCAAUGACUUGGUGGCAGAUAUGUCAGUGUGACAGGCCCCUUGAAUAGGUCCCAGGUGCGUUCAGUUCUCCCUGCAGAGCCCCGCACUCCUGUACCCCACUGGCCUUGAAAGGGCCCUUCCUAGGACACCUUGUCUUCUCUCUUUUUAGAAAAGUAGCUACAUUUUUAGAAUGUUAGCUUGUUUGCAAACAAGUGAACACCCUCAAAUCAGAAAAUUAGUUAUUUGUUCGCUUUUCAAACAUAGGUGACCCUGUUUGAUUCUUCAAUGCAGCAUGUGAUAGGUUUUGCAUGAACGUCCCUGGGUCAGGAUUCUCAGUGGUUUGGCUGUUAAGGCCUGGUAAUCCCCUACAGUAUGAUAUAAUGUGAUAUUAUCGCUUCCAGAAUGGGGUCUGCUCUGAGCAGCAGAUUGUAAGAUGAUCGUGGUGGAGGGCAGCCCCUUCCUCAAGUCACCACCCUGGUGAAAGUUAAAGGAAGUCUUCUCGGGAGUGAAGCUUCCUGUGUAAGUAGAGGUUCUAGGGAAACUUGCUUGCUUCUUGUUGGUUCUGUAUCCUGCUUCUAGUUCAUCAACUACUGGAUUUUGGGACUUGAGCCAAGGGCCUGUCCACCCAGGGAGCCACCGGUGGCCUGUCAUUUGAUCUGCUGGCCCACAAACUUGACCUGCUGCCUUUGGAUUUAGCAACCUCUGCAUCAGCCAGUCUGUGGGCUUCCAGCUUCCUGGUUUGUUAGCCCCGCAGCUACGUGAGUAAAGACAGGCCACCAGCCUAACAUCUCACCCCCAGAUUUGAACUGCAUUGGACUUACCCCUUAUCCAGUUUUUACAAGUGUAUGAACUAUUUUUCUAGGUAUAAAUUUCCUAUUCCUCUCUCCCCUUAACCCUGGACAAUCACAAAACUGCUGUCUUAUCUCUAUACUAAUUUAUCUAUUUGGAUAUUUUGAGUACUAAUUUACCUAUUUAUAUAUUUUUGGCAAGUGGAAUAAUAUAAUACGUGUUCUUUGUAUACCUUUUUAUAUUUAGCAUAUGUUUUCAAGCUUUAGUCAUGUAUCAGAACCUCAUUUUUCCAUGUCUGAAUAAAAUUCUGUUACCUUUG
This is a messenger RNA of Echinops telfairi (small Madagascar hedgehog), 5351 nucleotides long. Its product is annotated as transcription factor SPT20 homolog. The record is from RefSeq and is a predicted model, not a curated record. Gene Ontology annotation, molecular function: transcription coregulator activity. Gene Ontology annotation, cellular component: SAGA complex. Bases 811 to 2913 code for a protein of 700 amino acids. Lineage: Eukaryota; Metazoa; Chordata; Mammalia; Afrosoricida; Tenrecidae. The transcript has 8 exons. Gene Ontology annotation, biological process: regulation of transcription by RNA polymerase II.